Molecule: messenger RNA, 1047 nt
Organism: Peniophora sp. CBMAI 1063
Lineage: Eukaryota; Fungi; Basidiomycota; Agaricomycetes; Russulales; Peniophoraceae
Source: the annotation of a GenBank genome assembly
AUGCCGAAGUGUGCAAACAAAGGAUGCGGUAAGGAGUACGAGGACGACGCUAAUACGGAGGAGAGCUGCGUCUAUCAUCCCGGCGCGCCUGUUUUCCAUGAAGGACUCAAGUCCUGGUCAUGCUGUAAUACCGUGAACAAGCCCGUGCUGACGUUCGACGAAUUUAUGGCGCUUCCGGGUUGCGCCACUGGCAAACAUUCAGCUGUCGAAGCGAAAGCAGCACCCGCUCCCGCUGUCGCACCACCGCCCAUUGCCGCACCUGAAGCAAAUGUGGCGAACGACCCUGAGGCACCGGCACCAGUGGCGCCUGUACAGCCUGUGGAGCCCGCACAGAAGAUGGUGCCUAUGAAGAGUGCACCCGCUGUUCUCGCCGAGGAAGAGGAGGAGGAUAUGAAUGCACCCGUCCCGUCGGGAACGACAUGUCGACACAAUGGUUGCAAUGUCGUCUACGAGACGGACGAGGAACAUCGUAUCGGCGAUGGCCCCGGUACGGUCUGCACGUAUCACCCUGGUUUGCCGAUCUUCCACGAGGGUAGCAAGGGUUACUUCUGUUGUAAGCGGCGUGUACUGGAGUUUGAUGAGUUCCUCAAGAUUGAGGGUUGCAAGGUCGGGAGGCAUGUCUUCGUUCCAAGGAAAACUUCGAAAGAUGAGGAGGAGCUCAUAACGUGCCGUAUGGAUCAUUAUCAGACGCCCCACAGCGUACAAGUCUCAGUGUAUGCAAAGAAGACCGAUAAGGAUCGCAGCGUCGUUCAGUUCGAGGAGACACAACUAGUACUCGACCUCUUCCUUCCGGACUCGAAGCGCUUCAGCAAGACCAUCGAUCUUUUCGGUCCCAUCGACCCCGAGGCGUCAUCCUUCAAAAUUCUCGGCACUAAGGUCGACAUAACACUGAAGAAGAAAGAUGGUCGUAGCUGGACACUUCUUGAGAAAACUGAUCGCGAUCUUGGUGGCGUCGCGCUCACCUUCGGCGUAGGCGGCCGUACGGGUACCAUCGGCGCGAAAGCGCCAGUGCUUGAUGGCGACAACAUUCGUGCAGCCAGUCCUUGA